This is a messenger RNA of Centruroides sculpturatus (bark scorpion), 956 nucleotides long. Its product is annotated as mitochondrial import inner membrane translocase subunit Tim21-like. Gene Ontology annotation, cellular component: TIM23 mitochondrial import inner membrane translocase complex. The coding region runs from base 14 to 772 and encodes 252 amino acids. Gene Ontology annotation, biological process: protein import into mitochondrial matrix. The transcript has 6 exons. NCBI's taxonomy places the organism in Eukaryota, Metazoa, Arthropoda, Arachnida, Scorpiones, Buthidae. The record is from RefSeq and is a predicted model, not a curated record.
ACUUCAACUCGCCAUGAUUCUGAGGCGAAUACAGAAUAACGAUAUUUAUUCGUUGUUUAGAUCAUUUUUUUGUAAAGAUGGACUAAACAACAACUCGGUAUUAUUUUCUCAAAAUAAUAUUUAUUCUGCCAAUUUUGUCAAUGGAGUAAGAAUUCUUCAUAGUCACACGACAGUUGGUUUACUAAAUAUCGGUGUCAACGAUGCCGAAUUUCAGAAAUCGUCCAUGGCAGCAUCGAAUAAGAUAUUUUUACGGUCGGUUAGAAAAAAUUCGACAAAAGAACAGGUUUCGACUCUUUCUAAAGCAAAAGACGCCGGACAGUUGACUGUCGGACAAAAAGUUAAGCAAACCACCAAAGAUGCAAGUUAUUUGGCAAUCAUCAUCGGAGGAAUCGGUAUUACAGGAAUUAUGUUUUACGCCAUAUUUAGAGAGUUAUUUUCCGGACACAGCCCUAACGUAAUAUACGGAAAAGCUUUAAAGAGAUGCAAAGAAGAUGCGAGAAUAAUCGACGCAUGUGGUGAACCCAUUAAAGGAUACGGAGAAACUACAGCUCGCGGGAGGAGGAGGCAUGUCAGUCAUUUAGAAUAUGUAAAAGACGGAUUAAAUUACAUGCGCAUGAAAUUUUACAUCGAAGGAAACAGACGGAAAGGAGUAGUUCAUCUAGAAAUGAAAGAAAACGCUAACGGAAAAUAUGAUUAUCGCUAUCUGUUUGUCGAAUUGGAAGGUUACCCUCAACAGACAAUCAUUCUCGAAGAUAAUAGGCACAUUUUCUGAUAUUUUCAUUUUAGAAAUGAAAUGCUUUUGUAUAAAUUAUUUUUACAUAUAAUUAACGAAUUAAUUAAUUUUCUCCUAACUUUUCUUUUGGAACUUUUUGUCGAAACAGACAGAAGACUUUAAUAACUAUACCCAAAAUUGUAUAUAUACUUGAUUCAUUUUUGAAAAUAAAGGAUAAAAAUAA